AUGAAUGUUUUAGAGUGGUUGCGGUGGAGUGGAAAGGCGAUCCGGACACGGUGGAAAAUGGAGGGUCUUCUGGGGGUUUGGGGUUGGGAUUUGGAUCCAUUUUGUUCUUCUAAGAGAAUUGCAUUGAUAUCUUUGAAAGAUGAGCAGGAGAAGUGCCUUGGUGAAGGUGGCUCCGCCGGCCGUCUUAGGGAGGUUCGAAUAUUAAGGUCGCUGUUUCCUCCAUUUCUGUUAGAUCUGUAUAAAUUGUUCAUCUCUCCUUUAGGAGGCGGGAAAGUAGGUGCCCUGAUGAUUGCGAGAGUGACUGCACUCACUUGUCAAUGGCUCAUGGGCAUAUGCACGGUGAACUCUGUCGAUCUUCCUGAUGGAACCUCGUGUGAAAGUGGAGUUUUUGUAGAGAGAUGCAAGUAUUUAGAAGAAAGCAAAUGCGUAGGCAUAUGUGUUAAUACAUGUAAACUUCCAACACAAACUUUCUUCAAGGAUUACAUGGGAGUGCCCUUACUGAUGGAGCCAAACUUCACAGAUUAUAGUUGUCAGUUUAAAUUUGGGGUUCUUCCUCCACAACCUGAAGAUGAUAUCACGCUCAAGGAGCCUUGCCUUGAAGUUUGUCCGAUUGCAUCUCGAAGGCGGCAAGUUGCUCAAACUCAAAGCACAGAUGUAGGGCAGUGCCCAAAGGCAUAAUUAGAAAAAAAAAAGUUACUUGAUAAUUAAUCAAUAACUCAUUAAAUAUCUCUUGAUAAUUACAUCUACUUGGUUCAGGUUGCAUACAGCACAUUACAGAAAUGCAUCUACAAUAAUAUAACUAAUCUGUCAUUUCCACCCUC
Manihot esculenta (cassava) is the source of this 821-nucleotide messenger RNA. RefSeq names its product beta-carotene isomerase D27, chloroplastic. The record is from RefSeq and is a predicted model, not a curated record. Gene Ontology annotation, molecular function: iron ion binding. NCBI's taxonomy places the organism in Eukaryota, Viridiplantae, Streptophyta, Magnoliopsida, Malpighiales, Euphorbiaceae. The transcript has 6 exons. Bases 1 to 678 code for a protein of 225 amino acids.